Messenger RNA from Caenorhabditis briggsae, 936 nucleotides. NCBI's taxonomy places the organism in Eukaryota, Metazoa, Nematoda, Chromadorea, Rhabditida, Rhabditidae. Gene Ontology annotation, molecular function: ferrous iron transmembrane transporter activity. The record is from RefSeq and is a predicted model, not a curated record. Gene Ontology annotation, cellular component: mitochondrial membrane. Gene Ontology annotation, biological process: iron import into the mitochondrion.
AUGGGUGGUGGUGGAGAAGAUGAAUACGAAUCACUUCCAACGCACAGUAUUCCGGUUCAUCUGGCUGCUGGAGCACUUGCUGGUGCUGUCGAACAUUGUGUGAUGUUUCCUUUCGAUUCAGUUAAAACUAGAAUGCAGUCGCUAUGUCCGUGUGAAACGAAAUGCCCAACUCCAGUUCACUCUCUGAUGAGUAUCGUAAAACGAGAAGGAUGGCUCCGGCCUCUUCGUGGAGUUAACGCAGUCGCGGCUGGAUCCAUGCCAGCACAUGCUCUCUAUUUCACAGUUUACGAAAAGAUGAAAUCAUUUUUAACUGGAAACACAGCUGGACACGAACACACAUUGGCGUAUGGAGCUUCUGGAGUUGUUGCAACACUUAUCCACGACGCAGUCAUGAAUCCAGCUGAAGUGGUGAAACAGAGAAUGCAGAUGGCUUACUCGCCGUAUGGAUCUUCCCUAGAAUGCGCACGAUGUGUUUACAACCGUGAAGGAUUCGCUGCUUUCUACAGAAGCUACACAACACAGCUGGCAAUGAACGUCCCCUUCCAAGCAAUUCACUUCAUGGGAUACGAAUUUUGGCAGCAGGUGCUCAACCCUGAGCAUAAAUAUGAUCCGAAGUCACAUUUAAUCGCUGGAGGGCUUGCUGGAGGUUUAGCAGCUGCGGUGACGACGCCGAUGGAUUGUGUGAAAACUGUUCUGAAUACACAACAAGCAGCAGAGGCAGAUCCGUCGAAUAGGCGGAUUUUCUUAAAAGCAAGGUACCGCUAUCGUGGAAUCUCGGAUGCAGUACGGACAAUUUAUUCACAGAGGGGAAUGGCUGGAUUCUCAUGUGGAUUGCAAGCUAGGGUUAUAUUCCAGGUUCCGGCUACUGCUCUCUCCUGGUCCGUUUACGAGCUUUUCAAAUUUAUGCUAUCUUUCGAAGGAGGUCAUUCGAGCUGA